AUGAACUAUGGAGCCGGACCGUCACAUCUACCUUCUUCUUCUUCUUCUUCUUCUUCUGACGACAAAAUAUGGUCUCAGUACAUUAAAGAUUGGGAGGAAGAUAUGACACAAUGGGAGAAGGAAGAUGAACUCUUAGCUCGCGUACAUGCCUCUAAUAGUAAAAUAAUGACUUAUCUCUCUCAAGAGGCAGAGCGACCAAAGUGUAUUGGCUCAGUUCCUGGUCAUUUGGUGAUCAAUCGCGGGAGGGAAGAAGGUAAUUCUCGACUUUACCAUGACUAUUUUUCUGAUAACCCUACAUAUGGUGCAAACCUAUUCCGUAGAAGGUUCCGGAUGCACAGGAGUUUAUUCCUUCCUAUAGUCGGGGCGGUACGUGAGCAUGACAACUUCUUCGUACAGAAGAUGGAUGGUGUCGGCAAACUUGGGCUAUCAACUUUACAAAAAAUUACAUCGGCAUUUUGCAUGUUGGCGUAUGGAACAUCAGCAGAUAGUACUGACGAAUAUGUUAGGAUCGAUGAGUCAACUGCAAUUGUAUGUUUAAAGAGAUUUUGGAGAGCAAUUGUAGAAGUAUAUGGAGAUGAAUAUGUGAGGACCCCCAAUGUCGACGAUGUUGCAAGGUUAUUGCAAAAGGGCGAAGAAAGAGCAUGGGCAGGACAAUACUCAGGUCGCCAUGGAGGUCCAAUCAUUAUUCUUGAGGCAGUAGCAUCAUAUGAUCUAUGGAUAUGGCAUGCAUACUUUGGCUUACCAGGAUCCAAUAACGAUAUUAAUGUAUUGCAGUCGUCUAAUUUGUUCGACAAUCUAUCACAAGGUAUUGCUUCUCCUACUCAUUACACAAUUCAAGAAAAAAAUUAUGAUGUCGGUUAUUAUUUGGCGGAUGGCAUAUAUCCGAAAUGGCCAACACUUGUUCAAACCAUUUCUAAUUCCGAUGAUAAAAAGAAACAAUAUUUUGUAAUGAUGCAAGAAGCAUGUCGAAAAGAUGUUGAGCGGGCAUUCAGUGUUCUCCAAUCACGAUUUGCUAUCAUCAAGGGGUCAGCCCGUUUUUGGGAUAAACGAACUCUGCAUGAUAUCAUGACUGCUUGUAUUAUAAUGCACAAUAUGAUUGUCGAAGAUGAACACGACGAGCAAGAAGAUGUUGUCAUUUCAACUCCACAAUCAAUUUCGAAUGCUAAAAAUAUGGAGAUAACGGAAACUGAACGAUUCCAACGGUUUCUUGCUCGACAUAAGAGGUUGAAAAACAAAGAAGCUCAUUUUGCACUUCGAAAUGCAUUGAUUGAACAUUUGUGGGAAAGACAUGGAAAUGAAACGAUGUAA
Asparagus officinalis (garden asparagus) is the source of this 1308-nucleotide messenger RNA. RefSeq lists its product as uncharacterized. Lineage: Eukaryota; Viridiplantae; Streptophyta; Magnoliopsida; Asparagales; Asparagaceae. The record is from RefSeq and is a predicted model, not a curated record. The transcript has 2 exons. The coding region runs from base 1 to 1308 and encodes 435 amino acids.